This is a messenger RNA of Scophthalmus maximus (turbot), 3470 nucleotides long. RefSeq names its product transcription factor SOX-6-like. NCBI's taxonomy places the organism in Eukaryota, Metazoa, Chordata, Actinopteri, Pleuronectiformes, Scophthalmidae. Gene Ontology annotation, cellular component: nucleus. The coding region runs from base 438 to 2783 and encodes 781 amino acids. Gene Ontology annotation, biological process: positive regulation of chondrocyte differentiation; central nervous system development; cell fate commitment. Gene Ontology annotation, molecular function: RNA polymerase II cis-regulatory region sequence-specific DNA binding; DNA-binding transcription factor activity, RNA polymerase II-specific. The record is from RefSeq and is a predicted model, not a curated record. The transcript is spliced from 16 exons.
CGCACUCUCACUUAACCUCCACACACUGCUUGACGGGAAGUUUCUUAAAACACUUGGAGAGAGAGAAAAAAGCCCAACAUCAUCCAAAUGACAGCUCCUCGGACUCAACGUCUCCUCUGACAACCACGUCGAGGUCUUGUUAUUUGACUUUCUGCUUCCGCGGCGGAGCGCAAACUGAGGAGUUACCCAAAGUCCCUGACACUCCGGCGAUGGUGACUUUACGCACUGGGAUUUGAAGGCUUGCUCGAACUGAACCGACUCCCCGUUGUUUUGGUCCCGGCGAAGCUCUUGUCACCGUCACGUCGACAAGUCUGCGGCUUUCGGCCCGAAAAGAGACGCAGCGUGGAAUCGAGCAAGUGGAUCCAGGUGACGUUCAUGCCUUUUAAAGCCAUCCACAAGUGAGAAGAGGGUGUCGGAGUUGAAGUCUCUUAUUUCCAAUGAUGUCUUCCAUGCGAACAACGCCUCCCUUUCACUCACCGUCGGAGGAAGAGGAAGCGACAGGUCAGGACACCGCCGCCUGGGCCAAGCACGAGCGAGAAGGCCCGAAGGAGACGGCGUCGCCCUCUUCGCAUGACCAACCCCACCCGGACGGGCUGCAGCCAAUCAAAGAGAAGACGUCGGAUAUCGAGUGGGAAAGCGUGGGUCCUGCCGCGAUGGACAACGAAAGCAAUAAGGGCUGCUCAGUCUACCCCUACCAGACCAACUCUACCUCUCCACACAAGCCGGAGGAGGGCUCCAGGGAGCGCGGCGAGCCCAUGAUGGGCGUCGCAUUCGGGACGCCGGAGCGCCGCAAGGGCAGCCUGGCGGACGUGGUGGACACGCUGAAACAGAAGAAGCUCGUGGAGCUGACAAAGACGGAGCAAGACGAACCGUCUUGCAUGGAGAGGCUGCUCACCAAAGAGUGGAAGGAGCGUGUUGACUGCCUGAAUGCCAAUGAACUGCUGGGGGAGGUCAAAGGUACGCCAGAGUCCCUCGAGGAGAAGGAGCACCAACUUUCCACCAUGAUCGGUCAGCUCAUCAACCUGCGAGAGCAGCUCCUCGCCGCCCAUGACGAGCAGAAGAAGAUGGCCGCCUCACAGCUGGAGAAGCAGAGGCAACAGAUGGAGCUGGCCAGGCAGCAGCAGGAGCAGAUUGCCAGACAGCAGCAGCAGCUCCUGCAGCAGCAGCAAAAGAUCAACAUUCUCCAACAACAGAUCCAGGUCCAGGGUCACAUGCCUCCGUUGAUGAUCCCAGUGUUUCCUCAUGACCAGCGGUCCUUGGCUGCUGCCGCUGCUGCACAGCAAGGCUUCCUCUUCCCACCGGGCAUGUCCUACAAGCCAGCAGGUGAUAAUUACCCCAUGCAGUUCAUUCCAUCUACAAUGGCAGCUGCGGCGGCAUCUGGACUCAGCCCGUUACAACUGCAGCAGCUGUAUGCAGCCCAGCUGGCAAGCAUGCAGAUCUCACCAGGAGCCAAGAUGGCUCCCCACCCACAAGCUCCGCACUCCUCCGGUCCCCUCUCCCCCUCCGCCCUGAAGAGCGAGAAGCGGGCAUCCAGUCCCAUCACCCAGAUUAAGGAGGAAGGAUCCACGCAGCCAUUGAACCUCUCAGCCAGACCGAAGACAGCCGAGUCUCGCCGCUCCCCGACGUCCCCGUCACAGAGUCUGUUCUCUGGAAACAAGACCAGCCCUACAGGCAUGGGCAAAGGCCGCAUCCCCAGCCCCAACCCCAACAUGGGCAGGAACAGCUCUCUUGACAUCCUGUCCAGCCUCAACUCCACGGCGCUGUUUGGGGACCAGGACGCAGUGAUGAAGGCCAUCCAAGAGGCCAGGAGCAUGCGGGAGCAGAUCCAGAGGGAGCAGCUCCACCACCACCAGCAGCAGCAGCAGCAGCAGCAGUCGGGACACCACAGUCUGGAGGCCAAACUGUCCGCCCUCAGCGGCAUGACCCUCAACAACGGCAACAAGGAGAGGCUGCACUAUGAGACGCUGAGCCAGCACCUGGGGAAGCUCGGGGAGGAUGCUGGGAAAAUGGUCCACCGAGUCAUUGACCUGACGAGACCAGAAGACCUGGACGGGAACAGCAUCACCGAGGCGCGGGUGUUCAGGGAGGCGCGGGGCAGGAACAACAACGAGCCCCACAUCAAGAGGCCCAUGAACGCCUUCAUGGUGUGGGCCAAAGACGAGCGGAGGAAGAUCCUGCAGACCUUCCCCGACAUGCACAACUCCAACAUCAGCAAGAUCCUAGGCUCUCGCUGGAAGGGCAUGACCAACCAGGAGAAACAGCCGUACUACGAGGAGCAGGCCCGCCUCAGCAAGAUCCACCUGGAGAAGUACCCCAACUACAAGUACAAGCCGCGGCCCAAGAGAACCUGCAUCAUCGACGGCAAGAAGCUGCGCAUCGGCGAGUACAAGCAGAUGAUGCGGUCAAGACGUCAGGAGAUGAGGCAGUUCUUCGUGGGGCCGCAGCCGCCGAUUCCUCUCGGCAACAGCCCGGGUGGCGUGGGAGUCUACCCUGGCGCCAUAACCAUGGCGACGACAGCCACGCCAUCCCCACACCUGACCUCAGACUGCUCCAGCAACUCGGCCAGCCCCGAGCCCGUCCCUGUCAUUCAGAGCACGUACGGGGUGAAGCCCGAGCCCGGCGGUGGCGGAGGCAGCAACGGCGGUGGCGUGGGAGCCUUGGACCUGGCCAGCGAUCCCACCAACGGAGACGAUGACAUGGACCUGUACGAGGACUUUGAGGACGAGCCCAAGUCAGACUAUAGCAGUGACCACGAGACACGGGAGGCCGUCAGUGCCAACUGAGUGUGCUCAGAGGGUCAGUUGUAAAAAUAAAAUCCAAAAUAAGACUAAAUGAAAAACCCGUUAUACUCAGAAACACUUCUUCAACACAUAGUUUAUUACAGAGACCUUCGGGCAAACUGUCAGGACAUGUAUCGUCGCGCACCGAGCACGCCCUGACGGGAUUGUUAAAACUCAGCGGACAUGCUCGGAAAGUUUAGUGGCGGGCGUCCAUUGGAAGAGAACGCCACCUGAACAGACACUCAGACACCCAGCUGACUGCCAACUUGGGCUUUCCUUCACGUUGACAAUCUGAGCAGGAGCGAACCGGAGAGUUGGAAGAGGGCAAGAGAGAGAAUGGGAGAGAAUGGGACGAAGAACUAAUGAACGACAAACCCACUCGCUGUGUGGUUUGUAAAGAGCAUGCGUGGAUCUUGAAGCAUCAGAGAUUGGUCUUCAACAGCUAUUUGGUCUUAAAUGUUUAAGGAGUGACUUAGCUUUUAUCAUUAUGUAUUUACAUUUUUGAGUUUUCCUUUUGUUUUGUUUUUUUCCCCGUUGUGUUUUUUGUUCUAUAGACUUUUUCUGACAGGUCACUGCCUGUACAAACUCUGGACUGUCGGAACUUGAAAUUUGAAAAGUUUUAAUAUAAAUCCUAGCUCUUGUAAUCUUAUAGUCUUACUUUUUUUGUUCCUUAAAAAUACAGUGCAUCGA